AUGCUUCUUUUUUCGCUCGCGUUCAGGAACAACAACGACACCGACGGCGGCGGCGACGUCGACGGGGCUGCGGACCUCUGGCGGGGGGGCGGUCUCAUCCUGGCCGACAACGUGGACCUCCUACGGAGCAUCGUCCGCUUCGUGGCCGAGAAGCAGUUCCUCUUCUUCGCGCCGGUCUCCAGGGCCUGGAGGGAGGCCUGGGGCCGCCGCCCGGCGGUGACGAGCUGGGUCACCGAAGACUCGUCCGUGUCCCAGCUGAGGUACAGCUUCGAGCGGGGGCUCCCGCGGGACCGGCCGGAGCUGUGCGCCGCCAUCGCGCGGCUCGGCAACCUCGAGCUCCUGCGGUCGGCGAGGGGCAGCGGGUGCGUCUGGAACGGGCUGACGUUCUCGGAGGCGGCGCGGCGGGGGGACCUGGCGUUCCUCCAGUGGCUCAAGUCCAGCGGGUGCAGGUGGGACAAGUUCUCGGCCAUCGCCGCGGCCGGGGGGGGGCACCUCCACGUGCUAAAGUGGCUGAGGAAGAGUGGCGUCGGGUGGGACGACGACGAGUGGACCUGCCACAUGGCGGCGGCGGGGGGCCACGUGCACGUCCUGCGGUGGGCCAUACAGAACGGGUGCCGGUACGACAACGUCACCUGCUGGUCGGCCGCGCACCAGGGCCACCUCGAGGCCCUCAAGUACCUGAGAAAAAUCGGCUGCGGCUGGGACAGGCAGCGGUGCUUCGACGCCGCGGUCCGCGGGGGCCACCGGCGCGUGGCGGAGUGGAUCGUGGCGAACUGA
Messenger RNA from Ectocarpus siliculosus, 777 nucleotides. The record is from the annotation of a GenBank genome assembly. NCBI's taxonomy places the organism in Eukaryota, Phaeophyceae, Ectocarpales, Ectocarpaceae.